UUAACGUUUCUAAACAUAAUGGCUGUGAGAUGUAAUUCUGAAAAAGUAGCUAAAUUCAUUCUCUGGACUUCUGUUGUUAUCCUAAUUGUAUCAACAGUUUUCUUUAUAGUGUUUCCCUCUAUUUAUAAAAACCAGCUGAAGAAGCAAAUAACACUGACAGAGGGUUCAGUGAUCACCACUAUUUGGAAAGAUAUACCUUUGCCAUUAUAUGAGAGACUAUAUUUUUUUAAUGUUACGAAUCGUGAUGAUUUUGUAAGAGGAGAUCCAUUAAAUGUUUCAGAAGUUGGUCCUUAUACUUAUAAAGGCAAAUGGGUGAAAAAGUAUCCUCAGUGGAAUUCAAAUGGUACUGUAUCUUACAGAGAAACAAGAACAUAUCAUUUUAUACCAGAAAUAUCCGUUGGAAGUCAGGAUGACGAAAUUUUUACAUUAAAUGGACCUAUGGCGAUUGCUGCUAAUAUGAUAAAGAAUUAUCCUUGGUGGUUAAAAAUAAUAGCCUCUGCUGCUCUAAAGAUAAAAGACGAAAAUCUAAUUACUCGGAAAAAAAUACGAGAACUUGUAUAUGAUGGUUACAAUGAUAUAAUUAUAAAAAUAGCACCUACUAUUAAACCUGACAUUCCUUAUAAAAACGGACGUUUUGCUUGGUUGUACGGCAAAAAUGCGACGGAUGAUGGUGUCUACACUGUUUUUACGGGAGCAGAAAACGCUUCAGUAACGAAUUUUAUUAAUACCUGGAAUGGACAAGAGCGACUGGAUUUCUGGAAAGGUGACGAAUGUAACAUGAUGAAUGGCACCAGCAUUGAAACUGGUCCGCCUAUAGAUGGAUAUCAAGAAACUUAUACUUUUUUUCAAUCUAUUUUCUGCAGAUCUCUCACCUUCAAUUACACUCGAGAUGUAACGCAUUACGGAUACUUUCUAAAAGAUUCGAAGCUACCUAUGAAAUUUUUGCAAACGGUAGUGAAAAUCCAAACAAUUAUUGUUUUGAUGUACAGCCAGGUUUAGCAUCUGGAGUAUUGGAUGUCAGCCCUUGCCAAUUUGGUGCACCUGUCCUCAUUUCGUUUCCUCACUUCCACAUGGCGGACCCAUCCUAUUUGAAAACAAUAAAUGGUCUUCAGCCAAAUGCAGAAAAUCAUAAUUCGUACAU
Messenger RNA from Stegodyphus dumicola, 1141 nucleotides. Its product is annotated as scavenger receptor class B member 1-like. Gene Ontology annotation, molecular function: scavenger receptor activity. The record is from RefSeq and is a predicted model, not a curated record. Gene Ontology annotation, cellular component: membrane; cytoplasm. Lineage: Eukaryota; Metazoa; Arthropoda; Arachnida; Araneae; Eresidae.